UGACACGGCGUGCUGCUGCGGUCCAUCCUCACUGCUGUCCGCUCCUCGCAGGAGAGCGGAGCCUGCGCUCGAAAGCCCAAGGCGCUGAAACGCUCCUCGGCUUGCCCGGUUUCUUUCUGGGUACUCUUCAAGCUUAUUUCUGAGAAAUGAAUCAGCGCAGCACGAUAUUUAAGCUUGUCGGCAGCUGCUGUGUGUGAUCUGGAAUUAGAGGAAAGGGCAGCAGUGAAAAUGGAGCUGCCUGAUGGCUUGUUGCUGCAGGUCAACAAUGGAGAGCAGUGGUGCAACCGGUGGAAACAUCCCAACGAAGACUCUGACCGGAGCACCAGCCCCUCAGUCCUGCGCUCAGUUGCCAGGACGUGGAAGGAGGGUCUGCUGAACAGAAAGAGGCCCUUUGUGGGCCGAUGCUGCCACUCAUGUACUCCACAGAGCUGGGAGCAAUUGUUCAACUCCAGCAUUCCCUCUCUGGGCCUGCGCAACGUCAUCUACAUCAACGAGACUCACACUCGACAGCGAGGCUGGUUGGCACGGAGACUGAGCUAUGUGCUGUUUGUUAUGGAGAGAGAUGUCCGCAAGGACAUGUUCACCAGGAACGUGGUUGACAAUGUGCUCAACAACAGCAGAGUGGAAACGGCUAUUUUAGCUGUAGCAACCGAUUCGAAGGCAGCCGCAAGCCGUCCUGGUCAGGAGCACAAGUCUGUCAGUAAAGUGAAGCAGAAAGCCAGAGCUUUCCUUCAGGAGAUGGUGGCCAACAUUUCACCAGCCUUCAUCAGACUAACAGGUUGGGUGCUUCUGAGGCUGUUUAAUGGGUUUUUCUGGAGCAUCCAGAUCCAUAAAGGACAGCUGGAAAUGGUCAAAAAGGCUGCCUCAGAGCAAAACGUACCCAUGGUCUUCCUCCCUGUUCACAAAUCCCACAUCGACUACCUGCUCAUCACGUUGAUUCUGUUCUGUCAUAACAUCAAAGCCCCCCACAUCGCUGCUGGAAACAACCUGAGCAUCCCGAUCCUCAGCACUGUGAUCCGUAAACUUGGAGGAUUCUUCAUACGGAGGAGAAUGGAGGACUCGGGGGAUGGGAAGAAAGAUAUUUUGUACCGAUCCCUUCUGCAUGCAUACACGGAGGAACUGAUGCGGCAGCAGCAGUUUUUAGAGAUCUUUUUGGAGGGCACUCGCUCCCGCAGUGGGAAGCCAUUUCCAGCACGUGCAGGCAUGCUGUCCAUCGUGGUCGACACUCUGUGCACGGGGGCCAUCGGAGAUUUGCUGGUGGUGCCAGUCGGCAUCUCGUAUGACCGCAUUAUUGAGGGAAACUACAAUAGCGAGCAGCUGGGCAAACCCAAGAAGAAUGAGAGCUGGUGGGGAAUAGCGUGCGGGGUGUUCAGGAUGCUGAGGAAGAACUAUGGCUGUGUUCGAGUUGACUUCAACCAGCCUUUCUCCCUAAAGGAGUAUUUGGACACUCAGAGGAGUCGUCAUAUUCCGCCACCGGUGUCUCUGGAAAACGCCUUGCUGCCCAUCAUUAUUUCUGCACAGCCUGACGGUCGGUUGUUUGAAGCGCAGGAAGAGGAGCAGAUGGACAGAGAGCUUCCUGCAGAGAUCUUCAGACGACAACUCAUCAACAACUUAGCCAAACACGUUCUCUUCACGGCUAAUAAAUCAUCAGCGAUCAUGUCGACCCACAUUGUGGCCUGUCUGCUGCUGUAUCGACACAGACAGGGAGUGGUUCUGUCCAGGCUUGUGGAGGACUUCUUCAACAUGAAGGAGGAGAUCCUGUCACGAGACUUUGACCUGGGCUUUUCAGGAAACUCCGAGGACGUGGUCAUGCGUGCCCUCCACCUCCUGGAAAAAUGCGUCAACGUGACCGGCAGCUCCAAUCGCAACGGGGAGUUCACCAUCGCGCCCGCUCAAACUGUGCCGGCGCUUUUUGAGCUCAACUUCUACAGCAACGGCCUUUUCCUGGUCUUCAUUUCUGAUGCAAUCAUUGCCUGCAGCAUCCUGUCGCUGCAGCGAGAGCUGCUGAUGGAAUCAGAGUGUGGUCACCCCCCUAAAGAUCCCAACAGUCUGCUUCUCAGUCAGGAACGCCUCAUCCACAAGGCUGCUGGUCUCUCGCAGUUCCUCAUCAAUGAAGUGGCUGUGGCGUCUCCCUGCCAGACGAUUUGCCAAGUUUUCCAUGAUGCAGUGACCCGACUGAUCCAGUAUGGCGUCCUCUAUGUGGCCGAAGAGGACCAGGAGGAACUGAGUUCCAGUCCGUCUGAGGAACCGUGGCCCAAAAAGUUCUCUGAGCCCCUUUCCUGGAGAAGUGACGAAGAAGACGAGGACAGUGACUUUGGAGAGGAGCAACGAGAUCGCUACCUUAAGGUGAGCGUGUCGACGGAGCACCAAGAGUUCUUCAGCUUCCUUCAGCGUCUGCUCAGCCCGGUGCUGGAGGCCUACGGCGGGGCUGCAGUCUUCAUCCACAGCUUGAGUCAGCCCAUGUCUGAGUCCGAUUAUACCCAGAGGCUCUUCAAGUUCCUGCUGACGAGAACAGAGAGAGGCGUGGCUGCUUAUGGUGAAAGUGCAACUCAUUAUCUGGUGAAGAAUACUGUGAAGACUUUCAAAGAGCUUGGGGUCCUGAAGGAGAGGAGAGAGAACAGGGUGACGAUGCUGGAGCUGAGCAGCACCUUUCUACCUCAGGCCAACCGCAACAAACUCCUGCAGUACAUUUUAGGAUUCACCCUGAUGUGACUGAUACACCUUUCAGACGCCAGGCUCCUUCCAUUAAAAGGGCUUCUGCUGGUUACUUUGAAAACAAUCCCAGGUGCUACUCUGUGGAAAGCUUUACCAGGAAGUGCCUUCACGUAACAGCCGCUAACGGUUAGCUGUUAGCCGUAAGAGACUUGAAGCCAGUCUUUAGUUGAAAAUCACAUUAAUCCAUGAAGUGGUAACACACUAGACAUAACUUCUUUAAGGACAUUGCCUACAAAAUUUAAAAAAUCUUUUAACAAACAAUCGAAUCGAGCAAGCUGAAAAAAAAGGAGCAAUUCGAACAAAAAAAGUUGCCUUUCAAGUAAAUAACUACGGCAACAUUUUUAUGUUGACUUUUUUGCUUGUUAGGACAAAAUGAUAUAAUCUCCUUAGUGCACUUUAAUAUCAAGCUGUAGGAAAUGUUACAACGUAGUUUUCAUGACGAGUACAUUUUUAAAUCAAAUCCUUGUAAAUAGGUCGCGGUGCGUAUAAAUACUGACACCCUGCUGUCAUGACUGAAAGACUUAGCUGAGAGGGUGUGUCCCAGCAAACGUGCACAAAUUCAGUUUUUUAUGAACAAAAACGUUCUUCCGUUCCGUUACAAGUUUGAGUUAUCGCAGCAAAGUGGUUCGACCUUAGUCUGAUGGAAAUCUGGCAAAGUCGUGCCUAAAAUCGUUGAUGUUUCAAGUAAAAACAUUCGACCCACAGAUCUCUAAACGAGAAGAGGUUUGAUUAAAAAAAUGAAAAUUUCAAAGCAUGUCACAACGCACAGCAUAUGAAAUGAAUAAAACCAGCCAUCACAUCAACACGCAACUCAGACACACUUGGUUUUCAGGGAAACAAGCUCUGCUGGGGAGUAAAACUUUGCUCCAAUAGCUGUAAAACGAAACUUUGUUAUAAUUUAGUAAAAAUGAAUGGUACAAAGAAAAGCCAGCUAUUUUGAUGAUAGUUUCUGUAGUGAUGUGAGGAGCAGUGAGUUAGUUUUUAUUUUUAUUUUAUUUGGUAAUGUUAAAAGUUUCCAGGAGAACUGUAUGAUUACAAAAAAAAGGUAGAAACUCAUUUUAAUCUCUCAGUAUGUAAAUCUCGAUAAUUUACAUUUUACUUUUGUGUCAAAACGCAUACGAAUAAAAACCGUGGUCAGUCAGGUUUUGUCAAAUAGAUUAUGAUUGUAUUUUAUUUUGAACUUGAACUUUAAUGUAAAAUAUUUAGGAGUACACAACUUUGAAGGGUCAAAACCGUUUGAGGAAUUAUGAUUGGUUGGAUUACUAAUCUCAAACAGACUAAAGAAAUAUAGGAAGCAGAUUAAUAUAAACAUUAGCAACAAUGCUUAAAAUACUGCUGGUUUCAGUUAUUUUUUAUGAAAUAAAAAUUUUGUUUUUUUUUGCUUAUUUUUAAGCAAUUUGUCAAGUCUGUGUACAAAUCCACCCAGACUGAUCAGUGAAAGGCUUGUUGAGGAGCAAAGUAACCUAAAAGGCUGCGAGCUGGAAGAAUGAUGAAACUCUGAGAGCGUUUCUGAGCCCACAGACUGUUACAGGACCCCCUCAGCCUGGAGAAAACCACUAAACUGAUCAGAGCUGCAUGUUUCCUCUGGUCGCCUUUUGCUCUUCAAUUUCCUUAAUCCGCCAACAUCGCCGUGCGUGAGUAUGUUAGACAAUUGUUGAAAAUAUGUUGAAUGUAUCUUAUCUGUCUAAAAUGGACAGUUUGAUGCGACUACUGGAAGGCAUCGGUACAAAUAAAAUAAGGUUUAUAUGAACUGUUGGUGAGAUUAAUUGUUACAUAACGUCUCACUUUAAUCUAUGUAUUAAUGUAAAAAAAAAAGCCUGUAUCUGGGAGCCGUUUGCCUUUUAUUUUUUCACUCUAGUGUUUCUCGGUUUCUGAUUUUUCUGCAUGGGCACCACUUGUUUUAUUUGUAACUUAAAAAAAGGUAGAUCAUUAACAAAAAAGCAAGUGGAGAGAAUUUUUUCUGUUAAGAAUAAUUACCAGCUACUAAAGGUUGUUUUUUUUUUUAGCUGUUGCUCAUUCAGAGCACAGCUCAACUGGCAUUAGAUGUUUUUAAUUAAAUAAAUGGUUAACAAUUAUCUGUUUCUAUUAUGUUUAGAGGCGCGACUGAUGGUGAUUGGAAAUACCCUGCAGGUUAAAUUAACUAAUUAUUUGUUCUGGCUAUUCAAACAGUUUGUAAACGGUGUGCAACACGAUGUGUAGAUGUGCCACAAACGUGUGGGAAUCAUUUAAAACAAUGUUAGAAUGUACAUGGAAACAUGCUGUAUGUAGCAGCUUCACAU
Nematolebias whitei (Rio pearlfish) is the source of this 4994-nucleotide messenger RNA. It is a transcript of the gene gpam, whose product is annotated as glycerol-3-phosphate acyltransferase, mitochondrial. Gene Ontology annotation, biological process: phospholipid biosynthetic process. Gene Ontology annotation, cellular component: plasma membrane; mitochondrial membrane. The record is from RefSeq and is a predicted model, not a curated record. Bases 229 to 2712 code for a protein of 827 amino acids. The transcript is spliced from 21 exons. Gene Ontology annotation, molecular function: glycerol-3-phosphate O-acyltransferase activity. Lineage: Eukaryota; Metazoa; Chordata; Actinopteri; Cyprinodontiformes; Rivulidae.